AUGGGAUAUGACGCCGUGCAGGUCGCCGCGGAGGGCCAGCAAUGUACGCAGGAGACGCGGACUACAGAGGCCCUCGACAGCACGCGUCGAUAUAAUGACCAGGCGCCCUUGGUCUGUCUUCCUGACGACGUCCUGAUUGUCAUCUUCCUCCAUCUUCGCGAUCUCGAUCCACUGACCCUCCGCAUCCCCGACUGGGUUUCCAUCACUUGGGUUUGCCGCCGCUUUCGGGCCCUUUGUCUCGACUACCCCCUGCUGUGGUCAUGUAUUGGCGACUACCAUGGUGCAUGGAUACGUGAGUUCACUGAGCGCUCGAGGUCCAUCCCGCUGGAGGUCGAUUUGCACGUGAACCAUCAUGAAGACCAGUGGCCGUCGUUGGAGCGCCUCUUCGCCCACCAGCAACGUAUGCGAAGUCUAAAAUUGGAAGGAACAGAGUUCUUCAUGACCUACAUCGUGCCUCACCUCUUAGUAGACUCGCCGACUCCCGAGCUUACCACGUUUUGUUUGCGGACACACGCUCGCGAUAACUCCAGUGACGAGGCGAUGUACAGAAGCGCGCCUAAAAUGAGCCUGUCGCUGUUUCCGGAUGCGCCUCAUUUGCGCUCGUUGACAUUGUCGGGGAGGCUCUUGGCCCGCAUCGAUCCUUCUUGGACUCCGCUGUCCUCGUCUCUCGAAGAUAUCGACGUCGAGGGGUGCUACGCGGCACAUGAGCUGCACACGUUGCUGCGGGAGGUGCCCAACAUUCGCUCGUUUGCAGUGAGGGAGACAGACAUGAUCAUCGCGCGAUCAUCCCUUCCUACCGCACACACGUAUGCGUGGACACCACUGGGACUGCCUCACCUCACCUCGCUCACCAUCGAGACCGCCUUUGACGAACGCUUGGCUGACCUACUAUCCAGCCUUGAGACGCCCUCUCUUCGUCUCACGCAUCUGAGCUUCUCAGACUGCGAGGCAAGUUCGGACGUUGGGAAGACCACGGGCCUACUGUCAGCCGUCCGUGCCCUUCUCACAAGGAGCCACGGAGGAGCUAAAUUCCAAAGCCUACGUUUCUCGCCCUUCGUCGCUAUUACAGAUGCAGAUCUCACGUCGAGAUACGCCCUGGUCGACAGCACACACAUGUGGCACGACUCCGCAAUGGGAACGGACUCCUCAUCGCCGUAUGAACGAUCCACGGCGGAUGCGCGCGUCACUUUUAAGUCGCCGCACACUCUUUUCAGACCGAUUCCGCACGUCCGGGACGUGUUGCCGUUUUACAGGCACCUCUGCGAGGUGUUACCCGUCAGCGGCGUGCGGACGUUGACCAUAGACUCUGAGCUCGCGUCUUCUGCUCAGGGAUGGACGGAUAUUUUACGAACUCUCGCCUGCGUCGAGGAGAUGAAGAUUAUCGAUCACCGCGGACGCCUCUCUGCCGCCUUGCACGCGUUGAUCUUGACUCCUUUCGUCCUGCCGGCGCUAUCGCGCUUUGGAAUGUGCUUCUGCUUUCGCACCUCUUUCACGCCUCCGCCUCUACUGGAGGGGCUGAGAGGGGUGGCAAGGGCGCGCAUGAAGGGAGAGAAGCGGCUUCGUGUCGCGUUCGAAGGGUGCCCGCGGUACCUCCCGGCGCUUGAUAAUGUGUUGAGGGAGAUCGCAGAUGUUACGUGGGAUAAUGUAGGUUUCUUCGACGACGGAAACAGCGAGGACGGGGGGCCGUGGUUUGCUUUUAUAACAGCGCUUUGA
Messenger RNA from Peniophora sp. CBMAI 1063, 1713 nucleotides. The record is from the annotation of a GenBank genome assembly. Lineage: Eukaryota; Fungi; Basidiomycota; Agaricomycetes; Russulales; Peniophoraceae.